GAUUUGUCGACAUCUUAUUUUGAAAAACAUGUUUUUUCACGUCGUUAUUUCCGCUAACUUUGCAAAACCGGAUGUUGUGUCACGUGAAUCCUUCCGCUAACUUUAUCAAAACCCUCGCGUGCUCCUGAUCAAAUGCAUGUACCGUGAACAUCAGUCUAUAGGGGCACAGAAAUUAUUUGUCGGCUGAGUUGACCACGGAGAUCCGAGUGUCGGCUGAGUUGACCGCAUUUCGGCGGGACAGGGACGCCGCUCGGUGCGUGAGGAUCCCCUCGUGGACCUCUGCACUCUGCCGGCCCUCGCCGGGCGCAUUUGCUCCAUUGCGAUGCGCCGCGAUUGAAACGUCUCUGAUAGUUCUCGCAGAUUUUAUGUCAUCGUGAUCGGCCAAGUUUGAUCGGCCGUUUUGAGAACGCCGAUCAAAACCGAUAAGGGGAAUAUCGGCCGAUAUGGAUCGGCGCCGAUCAGAUCGGAGCAUCCCUAAUAAUUUCAUAUCAAAAAGCAGAAACAUCCGAGCCCAGGAGCGCUGUGUGUCCGCAGCCGCUGAGCGGCUCUGGUGCAUCCUCUUCGUAUCCUCUUCACCUCCUCCCAGCGAGAAGACUCCUCUCCACGGACCCGCCCACAUUUUUGUGUGUGUGCGCGCCUCGGAUGACAUCACUGCUUUAAAUAUUCCCGUUGCUUCUUCCAGCCGUCCUUAUCACUCCUCCGCCAGCAUAAAGAGCCUCGCGGGCCAACCGUUAAAGAGACGUUGGAGCAGUUGUUACCAGAAGACGCCGCCGCCUCCUCGUCCGCUUUUCAUUAAUUAGACUUUAGUAAGUUCCUCCGACUCCGGGUCCUCCUCCUCGGGGAGAAAAGAAGCGCCGACUGGGCUUCAGUGCUGGUGGGGGGAGAAGAAGAAGAAGAAGAAGCAGCAGCGAGCUGGAGAAGAGGACCGAGCAACGUCGGGCGUGGUAGCAAGACAACAACAAAAACUCAUCUUUUGUUCGCUAAACUUCUUAAAGUAUCUCCCACCAUGUCGCUGUCGGUACCGCAGAACGGAGUGAAGGCGGAGGACGAGCCCGUUAUCGAGCUGUUCGUGAAGGCGGGAAGUGAUGGGGAGAGCAUCGGGAACUGCCCCUUCUCCCAGAGACUCUUCAUGAUCCUGUGGCUCAAAGGAGUCGUCUUCAACGUCACCACGGUGGACCUCAAGAGGAAGCCGGCAGACCUCCAGAACCUGGCCCCGGGCACGCACCCCCCCUUCGUCACCUUCAACGGCGAGGUCAAAACGGACGUCAACAAGAUCGAGGAGUUCCUUGAGGAUGUCCUCUGCCCACCCAAGUACAUCAAGCUCGGUGCGAGACACCCUGAGUCCAACACGACUGGUAUGGACAUCUUCGCCAAGUUUUCAGCCUUCAUCAAGAACUCAAAACCAGAUGGAAAUGAGGCUCUGGAACGCGGCCUCCUGAAGACGCUGCAGAAGCUGGAUGAGUAUCUCAGCUCGCCUCUGCCCGACGAGAUCGACCACAACAGCAUCGAGGACAUCAAGGUCUCCGACCGCAUGUUCCUGGACGGGAACGAGAUGACCCUGGCUGACUGCAACCUGCUGCCCAAGCUGCAUAUAGUCAAGGUGGUGGCCAAGAAGUACAGAGGCUUUGGCAUCCCCAAAGAGAUGACCGCCAUCUGGAAGUACCUGAACCACGCCUACACGCGCGAGGAGUUCACCAACACCUGCCCCAGUGACAAAGAGAUCGAGAUCGCCUACGGAGACGUCGCCAAGAGGCUCGUCAAAUAAGCUCCUCCAUCCCUCACCCCGUUAUCCCCCUCCCGCCCUCCUCUCUCUCUAUCCUCACCUUCCCCAGCACCAGGACUGAUGUGCUCUUUCACGAGAAAGAAAAAACUCUGGACCUCUUUUCCUUCUCCUCGUCUGCAGCGAACCCCCAGAUGCAUGAACCUUUCUGGCUAAUUUUUUUCCCUCCUUUUAAAAUGUUUAUUUUUAUUUUUACGAAGACCUCCCAUUUGGUUGGUUCAACAAAAAGGUCACCGUUGUUCCACUUUUUUAUUCAUCAUUAAUUGCUUUUUGCCCCCUGAUGAAUGUUGUGAGGCGGAGGAGGAGGAGGAGGAGAAGAAGAAGAAGAAGAAGCCGGAUGUGUAUCGGUGCUUAUCAAUGUUGGGAGCCUCGUCAAACUCUCUCCCUCACAAGUGACCUUCGAGCUUACCUUCGCUCUGCGUGCAGGGGGCAAAGUCACAAGGCGUUGUUGAUUUAGUGUUAUUGUUUCCCCUGUUGUCUGUUUUAAUAUUGAAUCGCUCUGUCCAGGGUUGCUUUAAAAACAAACGUGGAGCGUUGACCGUAUUAAGAGGCCUCGUCAGCAGUGUUGGCGCUUCAGUGUUUUCAGCUCGAGUACUUUGCGGGUCUAAGCAGAGGCUAAUCCGAGAGGCUAGAGAAGCUUUAUUUAAAUGUCGAGUCAGGACCUUUUGUAACCGCAGGUAGAGCUACCUGUUCUCCAAGCUCUGGUUUCCUCAUCGUCUCAAUGGGCAGACGUUUCGCAGCUCGGUCGGAUCGUAAGGGGAUCCGCCGUCACGACUUUGAUCUGAAAUGUUAUGUAACAGGAUGUAGCAAACACACAUUUGUGACUGUUGCGUAGAUUGUCUGUGGCCUUUCUGUCGGUCACCACGGCGACACAAUUGUCUGACUCUUUCUUCCCAUGUGAAGCCCGAAGGAAAGUCUUUUGACUGCAGCGGUCGUUUGCAUUACACAUGGCAGACCAAAAAGAGGCUCAUUAUACCGGCCUCGCUGUGGAUGGGAUGACUCCAGCUAUGUAAACGGGACACACGCACACACACGCACACACACACGCACACACGUCGUUUCCCCACUCUAUAGCAUACAGGAUGAAGGACCCCAUGUGUGCAGUCAGGCACCAGGCAAGGGGACACAUAUUUAUGAAGGCGUCCCCCCCUCCCCCUCCGGUGUGAAGACGUCUCUGUGAUUGUUGGACAACAGUAGCUCCAAAAGUGCUUUAGGGCGGACGAAGCAAAACCUGUUUUUGUUUUCUCCCGUUUGCCAUAUUUUUGUUAUGAAACAAAUUUAAUAAUAAAAUAAGGAACUGUAUAUAUUUGUUUUUGAUUGCUCUGGAUUGGAUGUGUAAAUUGUUUGCGUUGCAUCUGACUCGUGAGGCUCAUUUCUUGCCUACUUUGAUUUUAAUUCCAGAUAAACCAUCUCCUAUUCACCUUGUUUUGUAGGACGGUUUUUCAGAGAUCAUUUCAUUACAACAAUUGUGAUGUUGUACGAAAAUAUCGAAGCUAUAUUGUAGCUUUUUUUUCUUUUCUUUUUAACAAUAUUGACUGAAUUGAAAUAAACAUAUUGGCACUCUGA
Pseudoliparis swirei is the source of this 3346-nucleotide messenger RNA. It is a transcript of the gene clic4, whose product is annotated as chloride intracellular channel 4. Bases 1007 to 1765 code for a protein of 252 amino acids. The transcript is spliced from 6 exons. Lineage: Eukaryota; Metazoa; Chordata; Actinopteri; Perciformes; Liparidae. The record is from RefSeq and is a predicted model, not a curated record.